This is a messenger RNA of Coregonus sp. 'balchen', 8124 nucleotides long. The record is from the annotation of a GenBank genome assembly. Lineage: Eukaryota; Metazoa; Chordata; Actinopteri; Salmoniformes; Salmonidae.
GCCACCCCAACAACACAGCAGCCAUGGACGCCAUCAAGAAGAAGAUGCAGAUGCUUAAGCUAGACAAGGAGAAUGCCUUGGACAGAGCUGAGGGAGCUGAGGGAGACAAAAAGGCAGCGGAGGACAAGAGCAAACAGGUCGGCAUCCAUAGAGAAAUCGUGUUCUGUCUUAUUGCGCACGGGUGCCAUUGGCACUGUGCGUCAAAUGUUUGGGCACGGAGUGCUUUGGAGCGUUCUCUCUCUCUCGAUAUUGAUUAAAUUAAGUCUCAGAUGAUGAAGAGUAUGAGGAUCAGUAUUGAUUGUUGUAUUUAAUCGUAUUGGGAAUAUAUUUGUUUUUGCGGCGUGACAAUGUUUUAUUCUUGGACUCCAGGGAGGUUUAGAAAACGUUUAUUGUUUGGUCGAUUAAUAUCACUGCGUUAUGCGUGAUAUAGCCUUAGAUUAUAUAUUUUUUUACCAUAAAACAUGAAUAGCGUAGUCUAUUGAUUAACGUAUGCCACUCUAGUGUUGUGAGUGGAUUGAAUAAAUGAAAUGUAAAUACUUGUCCAAAGACUAAGACGAUAUCACGAAGCAUUUGUAAGUGUUUGCCUUUUUUCCAUAACUCUUGGCUUUUGUUUUCUUCCCUUUUUUGUCUGUUUCUGGCUGUGCGUUCGCGCUCCUGUGUGUGCUUCUUUGCUGCUCAUGGCACACCCCAAUUGACUGAUGAUAUUCUCCACCAACUAUCAGCUUGAGGAUGACCUGGUAGCGCUGCAGAAGAAGCUGAAGGGAACAGAGGAUGAGUUGGACAAGUACUCUGAGUCUCUUAAGGAUGCCCAGGAGAAACUUGAACUCGCUGAGAAGAAAGCCACAGAUGUAAGUUUGAAGAGGCGCGUUGGCAUAAACCUGUCCGAAGUGUUAGUGGGCGUCAGGGGGGCCACAAACAAUCUGCUAACAUUGAACCUCAACAUACAUAUACAUAUAAGUUAAGAUUAUUUUAUUAUUUCAGUUCGGAAUAGCCUACACAAUUGUUUAUGGUUAAUACCUGCGUCUUCAUUAAGCUAAACCAUAGGCCUGCCAUGCGCAAUAUUCCACGUGUUCAUGGAAACCAAAUAAGACUGAGUAGACCAACUGUAGGCCUAACAAAUGUGCCUUGUGUGCCACCCUCCUCGAAGAUCCAAGCAGAAGGUUAAAUUUAGCUGUGUGCUUUAUAUGGCCAAGUUACAGCUGACAGGUUUAGGCAGUGCAACAUGUGCACCCCGCAACCUGUUGGGUUAAAAUGGGGGCCUGUUUAGAAUUUCAGUUAAAAGUUUGGUGGAAGUUUUUGAAUAUUUUAAAUAGCUUUAACUUAGAUUUAUAGGUGCCAUACAUUAUAUAUUCACUCGUCAAAUGAAAACGUUUACUUCUCCUUUUAUUGAGAAUGUUGUAGGGGACGCCAAUAAAUAAACGUUUGUUCUUAUAGGAAACAUGCAUCUAGAUAUUUUUAUUGUGUCAGUUUAGAAAGAACACCAAAUGAUGAUGAUAGUAAUUAUAGUAAAAAAAUAUUUAUACAAAAUUGUACAAAGAAAUAAAUACUUUAAGUUGCCUAUACAGUGAGGGGAAAAAAGUAUUUGAUCCCCUGCUGAUUUUGUACGAAUGCCCACUGACAAAGAAAUGAUCAGUCUAUAAUUUUAAUGGUAGGUUUAUUUGAACAGUGAGAGACAGAAUAACAUCAAAAAAAUCCUGAAAAACGCAUGUCAAAAAUUUUAUAAAUUGAUUUGCAUUUUAAUUAGGGAAAUAAGUAUUUGACCCCCCCUCAAUGAGAACGGUGAGGAAUCAGCCCAGAACUACACGGGAGGAUCUUGUCAAUGAUCUCAAGGCAGCUGGGACCAUAGUCACCAAGAAAACAAUUGGUAACACACUACGCCGUGAAGGACUGAAAUCCUGCAGCGCCCGCAAGGUCCCCCUGCUCAAUAAAGCACGUAUACAGGGUCGUCUGAAGUUUGCCAAUGAACAUCUGAAGGAUUCAGAGGAGAACUGGGUGAAAGUGUUGUGGUCAGAUGAGACCAAAAUCGAGCUCUUUGGCAUCAACUUAACUCGUCGUGUUUGGAGGAGGAGGAAUGCUGCCUAUGACCCCAAGAACACCAUCCCCACCGUCAAACAUGGAGGUGGAAACAUUAUGCUUUGGGGGUGUUUUUCUCCUAAGGGGACAGGACAACUUCACCGCAUCAAAGGGACGAUGGACGGGGCCAUGUACCGUCAAAUCUUGGGUGAGAACCUCCUUCCCUCAGCCAGGGCAUUGAAAAUGGGUCGUGGAUGGGUAUUCCAGCAUGACAAUGACCCAAAACACACGGCCAAGGCAACAAAGGAGUGGCUCAAGAAGAAGGACAUUAAGGUCCUGGAGUGGCCUAGCCAGUCUCCAGACCUUAAUCCCAUAGGAAAUCUGUGGAGGGAUCUGAAGGUUCGAGUUGCCAAACGUCAGCCUCGAAACCUUAAUGACUUGGAGAAGAUCUGCAGAGAGGAGUGGAACAAAAUCCCUCCUGAGAUGUGUGCAAACCUGGUGGCCAACUACAAACGUCUGACCUCUGUGAUUGCCAACAAGGGUUUUGCCACCAAGUACUAAGUCAUGUUUUGCAGAGGGGUCAAAUACUUAUUUCCCUCAUUAAAAUGCAAAUCAAUUUAUAACAUUUUUGACAUGCGUUGUUCUGGUCUCUCACUGUUCAAAUAAACCUACCAUUAAAAUUAUAGACUGAUCAUGUCUUUGUCAGUGGGCAAACGUACAAAAUCAGCAGGGGAUCAAAUACUUUUUCCCCUCACUGUAGGUCUAUCAAUAUUAUGAAUUGGGAUAAUCAUGUUACUUUUGGCACCAUGUAUGAGAUAUCUUUCAAAAUGAAAUGAAUAUCUUUAAAGACAUUUUAAAUGUUUAUUUUAAAACGUUUAUUAUGGGUUAAAUUCCCCCUCAAUAAUAAAUUAACAAGAUGCGCAAUCACAGCACCACUAGCAUGAGCCUGUAAGGGGGGAGGGGCAUUAUAGGCUAAUGGCCAAUAAGUCAUCAUGACAUAGUCAUAUUAUCUCACUACGAUACAAUAAAUAAAAACCUAUUUAACAGAAGAUUUCGGGAUAUUUUGAGACAAUUUUGCGCAAUGUGUGAAAUGUGUUACUUCCGGUGUCAUUUAGCGCACGUCCCAGCCUCCCCAGUAGCUGUAGAAAAAAAACACAGGGACGGGAGCAGAUUUUCGCAUCCCGGCAUCGUUGCGCGUUUCUGGCCCGAGAACCGUUAGAAAAAGGCGUAGGCAAUAGAAAAUAGGCAGUAAACAAGCGAAAUGGCCGGGCUAACGUCGCUGGAAGCUGUAAAAAGGAAAAUAAAAACACUACAAGAGCAGGCAGACGGUGCAGAAGAGUCGGCAGAGAGGCUGCAGAAGGAACUGGGUCUGGAGAGGGAUGCGAGGGAUUCCGUAAGCCCUAGCUAAUAAUUUAAGACAAUUCGUCUGCAGUAUGCCUGACGACAGUAUUAGUACACAUUUGAUCAACACGCUUGGUAGAACGAUAGACAGAAUAUGGAUGUUUUUACAGUGCAAAAAAAUAUAAGUUUUGUCUGUCAUGUGAUACGCGUAAAAGGAUGAAGAAAUGGGAAAGUGAGAAAUGAUUUAAUGGUAAAACGUGCCAGGCAGGCUCCAAAAUAAACACAUUAGCCAAGGCUGCUGCAGUUUCAGCAUGCUCCAGUCUAGUCGAUCAUACACUAUCAUCCUAUGCCUCCUGUAGCUACAUCUAUUUACAUAGUAGGCAUCUUAUUAUGUUUAUAUUGGUCAGUGCCAUUCCAAACAUACCAAUCAGGCCUAUAUAAAAUGUAUAGUUUAUAAAAUCUUGUUUAUGUAAUGUUAUAUAUAAUGCUGGAGUUUAGGAUGGAAUUACAGCAUGGUCUGGGCCCUUAUCCCUUUCCCUCACAUUUAAAUCUUAGUCCCCUAUAGUGUUAAGAAACCCCCCACAGAGGUGUCCAAAAGUGACCCCCAACCUCCUCCAUUACACUACACAUCUCUCCAGAUACUGUAUCUGGUGUGCAUUAUGUAAGAAAGUGUGACUGUUUGAGUGUGCAACAGGUUGACAUUGUGGUUUCUCCAUGUUGUGCUCUCUUAGGCUGAGGCUGAUGUAGCUUCCCUGAACAGACGUAUCCAGCUGGUUGAGGAGGAGUUGGAUCGUGCUCAAGAGCGUCUGGCCACAGCUCUGACGAAGCUGGAGGAGGCUGAGAAGGCUGCUGAUGAGAGCGAGAGGUGGGCAGCAGCACUCAGAGACUCAGACUCUGUAUCAUACAGUACACUCUUAGAAAAAAAGGUGCUAUCUAGAACCAAAAAGGGUUAUUUGGCUGUCCCCAUAGGAGAACCCUUUGAAGAACCCCUUUUGGAUUCCAAGUAGAACCCUUUCCACAGAGGGAUCUACAUGGAACCCAAAAUAGUUCUACAUGGAACCAAAAAGGGUUUUACCUGGAACCAAAAAGGGCUGUCCUAUGGGGACAGCCGCAGAACCCUUUUGGAACAAUUAUUUCUAAGAGUGUAGACACAGACAUCAUCAGACCCGUCAGUCUCAGUCUCAAACACAGUCAUCAACACCAAACCCAUAUAGAUGACAUGCAGACAUCAAUCCACAUGACCACAGUAAUAUCAUUCCACUCUUAAAAUUGUUCAGUUAAUGAUGUGUUAUAAAGAUUUUGUAGAAUUUCCGGCAGUAGUUUUAGAGUGCUCCCGAGCAAAAACAGGUCCUUGAAAAUUGUGCACAAUUGUGUACAACGACAUCCAUUUCAUAUGAUAUGUUGCAUCCUGCAAAAAAAAAAAAACAUCUGCAAUUCGUUAUGAUAUAGUAUGUUAUGAAUUCCAAUUCGUACAAUAUGUGACACAUUUGUAAGUGCUUAAGAUCCCGUUCAAUCUCUUCAGACAACUUGCAAUGUCCUCCUAUUCCUGACAUAUAUUCCCCCCUGUCUGUUCCGUCCUCCAGAGGCAUGAAGGUAAUUGAAAACAGGGCAUCGAAGGAUGAAGAGAAGAUGGAGCUACAGGAGAUCCAGCUGAAGGAGGCCAAGCACAUCGCUGAGGAGGCUGACAGGAAAUACGAGGAGGUGAGUUUCCUUACAUUCCUUAGGCUGCUACUUUAUUAUAUUGGCUACUUCUGAGGUCCUCGUGUGUGUGUGUGUGUGUGUGUGUGUGUGUGUGUGUGUGUGUGUGUGUGUGUGUGUGUGCAUGAGAGCGUGCGUGUGUGGGAAACUGACAGCAUAUAGACCUGUACAUAAAACUAAACAUAGAACAUUUUGAUUGCUUGGUGCACCAAUGUGGUAUACUGAUGUGUUGUCCUAUUAUGGGUGAAAACAGGUCGCCCGUAAGCUGGUCAUCAUUGAGAGUGAUCUGGAACGUACAGAGGAGCGCGCUGAGCUGUCAGAAGGGUAAGAACUUUGGAACCAGCCACAAAAUACAGCACAAUUUACUGCUUUGGAGACAACCUACUGUUACUCUUUAUUAUUACGCUUAUUACCCUGUUAUAACUCCUGUUUCUCCCUCCCGUCGGUCCUCCUCUGGCAUUUGUUCCUUCCCCUCUGUUCCUUCAACCAUACCUAAAACACCAGCAAAUGCUCUGAGCUAGAGGAAGAGUUGAAGACAGUCACAAACAACCUGAAGUCUCUUGAGGCUCAGGCAGAGAAGGUAGGUGUCUGUUUAGACAGGUGUAUGUCUUCUCAGGUUGUUGCAGUCAGGGGUUAUAUCCCCAUUGCCUGCUAGUAUAGCCAUAGAGAUAAAGUGAGGUAACUCUAUUGAGUAGGCCCACUCAUUUCUGCCUGUUAUCCAUUGAACCAGUUAAUGUCGGUAGCGUUGUGAUGAUGGCUCUCUGACCUGCGCUCCACUAUGUCACUACAGUACUCACAGAAGGAGGACAAGUACGAGGAGGAGAUCAAGGUUCUCACAGACAAACUAAAGGAGGUGAGUUCCCUUUAGCGUAGCAUAUUAGCCCCUGUUUCCUAUUCACUUUACCAAGUGGGACAUUAGCGUUAGCAUGUUAGCCACUGGAUCUUCGAUAAAGUAAGACCAUAGAAAGGGUGGAGGACACCAGACAUUGUAUUAUAUAUCUAUAUCUAUGUUGGAACAUAUGUUUUGGUGUGAUGAGGAUGGGAGACAUUCAUCACAUCUUGUCUGCCUCUUGUGCUACAGGCUGAGACCCGUGCUGAGUUCGCUGAGAGGUCCGUGGCCAAGCUUGAGAAGACCAUUGAUGAUCUGGAGGGUAUGGACCUUUUCUUUUAUUUCAUAUAUUGUGAAGCAUUUUCUAUGUGAAAAUCUGAGGUGUUGUAUAGUAAAACAGAACAUAUGUGACAGACCGGCUCGAUUCGGUCUUAUGUAGCAAAAUUUGAAAUAGUGUUUUUUACAUUGGAUAAAUGUGGAGAAUCAGGCCUCCUGAGUGGCGCAGCGGUCUAAGGCGUUGCAGUGCUUGAGGCGUCACUACAGAUCCGGGUUCGAUACCGGGCUGUGUCGCAGCCGGCCGCAACCGGGAGAACCCAUGAGGUGACGCACAAUUGGCCCAGCGUCGUCCGGGUUAGGGGAGGGUUUGGCCGGCCAGGAUGUCCUUAUCCCAUCGCACUCUAGCGACUACUAUGGCGGACCGGGCACAUGCACGCUGACACGGUUGUCAGUUGUACAGUGUUUCCUCCGACACAUUGGUCUAAGGCACUGCAUCGCAGUGCUAGCUGUACCACUAGAGAUCCUGGUUCGAAUCUAGGCUCUGUCGUAGCUGGCCGUGACCGGGAGACCCAUGGGGCGGCGCACAAUUGGCCCAGCGUCGUCCAGGGUAGGGGAGGGAAUGGCCGGCAGGGAUGUAGCUCAGUUGGUAGAGCAUGGCGUUUGCAAUGCCAGGGUUGUGGGUUCAAUUCCCACGGGGGGCCAGUAUGAAAAAAUAAAUAAUAAUAAUGUAUGCACUCACUAAUUGUAAGUCGCUCUGGAUAAGAGCGUCUGCUAAAUGACUAAAAUAUAAAAAUGUAAAAAUGUGCAGCUGGCUUCCGGGUUAUGCGGGCACUGUUUCAGGAAGCAGUGCGGCUCGGUUGGGUUGUGUUUCGGAGGAGGCAAGACUCUCGACCUUCGCCUCUCCCGUGUCUGUACGGGAGUUGCAGCGAUGGGACAAGACUGUAACUACCAAUUUUGGAUAAAAAGAAACAGAAUAGAGCUAAGCACAGGCAAAACCCUAGAGGAAAACCUGGUUCAGUCUGCUUUCCAACAGACACUGGGAGACAAAUUCACCUUUCAGCAGGACAAUAACCUAAAACACAAGGCCAAAUAUACACUGGAAUUACUUACCAAGAUGACAUUUAAUGUUCCUGAGUGGCCUAGUUACAGUUUUGACUUAAAUCGGCUUGAAAAUCUAUGGCAAGACUGGAAAAUGGCUGUCUAGCAAUGAUCAACAACCAAGACAAGAGCUUGAAGAAUUUUUAAAAGAGUAAUGUGCAAAUAUUGUCAAGUCUAACCUUUCAUCACCUCCUCUGUGUUGUCAUCAGAUACUGUAUCUACAUUCUGCACAGUCAGCUCUGUGCUGGGCAGACUAGGCCAGUGCCAUGGCUGACACACAGUCAGUGUUUGUUAGGCUAGUGCAGGCCAGGGAAAGACAUUUCUCAUGCUGCUGUUGGUGUGACUGUGUUACUGUAGCUGUGGAAAGACAAAGCAUUCACAAUGGAGCUCUAUAUCAUUUGGGUGGAGACCAUGUUGUCAUUUCCUUCUGGAAAAGAAAGCAGCUACACACUAUGUCACUCCGAUGUAAUAUAUGUCUUAAUUAGAUACAAACAUGUCGACAGCAAGGUGCCUUCAUCAGGGUUUCAGUUAGUAAUUUCCUGCUUGGUCUAAACAAUCUAACAGGGCAUUAGUGGCCUGUGCACAUCCUAUUUUUACCCUAUUAUUUUUUGGUUUGAUAUUGUAUUUUAUUUCGUUCAGUUCUGUUCUCGGACAAUCCUUUGUUUUUUCCUACCUUUUCACCUCCUUUCUUUGCUCUGUCUAUCAUGUUGCUGUCCCCACCCUUCAUUAUCACCCCAUCGAUGUGUUCUCUUCCACUCCUCUCCUCCUCCUCCACUCCACCCAUAAUAGAUGAGUUGUAUGCACAGAAACUGAAGUACAAGGCCAUCAGCGAGGAACUGGACCACGCUCUCAACGACAUGACCUCCAUG